GUUCCCCAUGUCCCCCAUCAUGGGACGGGGUGUCCCUCUAUCCUCCCUCAGUGUGUCAGGGUGUCCCCAUGUCCCACCUUGUCCGUGCAGAGCGGCUUUGGGGAGCGCGCCCCACACCCGUGGGGGCCGUGCCCUACCUGUCCCUACCUGUCUGUGUCCCCCAGGUGUGCUGUCCCUGUGCUGCCGGCCCCCAUCGUGGGACAGGGCCGCCCGGCAGCUCCCGCUCGCCCCAUGCCGUGCCUUCAGCAACAACAAGAUCCAGGUGGAUCUGGACGAGAGCUCAGGCGUUGCCAUGAUGAAGUUCAAGAGUCCCCCGGUGAACAGCCUGAGCCUGGACUUCCUCACUGAGUUUUCCAUAAGCCUGGAGAAGUUGGAGAACGACCGUGCCUGCCGGGGUGUGAUCAUUACAUCCGCUAUCCCCAAAAUAUUCUCCUCUGGCCUGGACAUCAUGGAGAUGUGUGGGAAGAACGUGGAGCACUACGGCGAGUUCUGGAGAGCCGUGCAGGAGAUGUGGCUGCGGCUCUACGGCUCCAACAUGGUCACGAUCGCUGCAGUCAAUGGGUCCAGCCCAGCAGGAGGCUGCCUCAUCGCCCUGUCGUGUGACUACAGGAUCAUGGCAGAGAACCCCAAAUUCAGCAUCGGCCUGAACGAAGCCCAGCUGGGCAUUGUGGCUCCCUUCUGGUUUAAGGACACGUUUGUGAAUGUUGUGGGACACCGGAUCGCUGAGCGCUCCCUCCAGCUGGGCUCCCUCCACCCCGCGCCCGAGGCCCUCCAGCUUGGCCUUGUGGACGAACUGGUGCCCGAGGAGAAGCUCCUGGAAAAGGCUUCGGCCGUCAUGGCACGGUGGCUGGCUCUUCCCGACCACGCCCGCCAGCUCACCAAGUCCAUGAUGAGGAAGGCAGUGCUGGACCGCCUGGUCACUCACCGGGAGGAAGACAUUAAAUACUUCAUCAAUUUCAUCUCAAAAGAGUCCAUCCAGAAGUCACUUCGCAUGUACAUGGAGAUGCUGAAGAAGAAGAAGAGCUGAGGAUCCAACCGCCCCGGGGCGGGUCCUGGGAGGUCGAGUCACCCUCCAAAACGCUGCGGUGGCUGUAGGAUUUCACAGCAAAGCUGCCUGCAGUGCCAGCAAUUGGUGGUGUGCCACUGCUCCCAUGGCUGCCCCAGCACUUCCCUUUGUCCUGUAGAGUGCCUGACACCACUGCUGCCUUUCCUGAGAGCGGGGGAAGCCUGCUCAGCCCCCCCGAGGGAUGGACAGGGAGAGCGUCUCGGCACGCUGCAGCCUGAGCCCACCGGUCCUUGAAUGUCCUCUCUCCUGUCCAACACUUAAUCAUGCAAUGAGGUGUGUCAAUAAAUCUUCAGCGAGGUAGGAGCUGGA
Messenger RNA from Empidonax traillii (willow flycatcher), 1375 nucleotides. RefSeq names its product enoyl-CoA delta isomerase 1, mitochondrial-like. Bases 8 to 1027 code for a protein of 339 amino acids. Gene Ontology annotation, biological process: fatty acid beta-oxidation. The record is from RefSeq and is a predicted model, not a curated record. The transcript is spliced from 6 exons. Lineage: Eukaryota; Metazoa; Chordata; Aves; Passeriformes; Tyrannidae. Gene Ontology annotation, cellular component: mitochondrion. Gene Ontology annotation, molecular function: enoyl-CoA hydratase activity.